AUGAGCUUCUCGCUCACAUUCUCUGAGCUGGUCAACAUCGCCAUCCCGCAGUGCGGGGUGGUGAACUUCAAGGCCCUGCACCUCCUGCUCCAGGGCAUCCUGGAGCACAUCCACCUGGCUGAGCUCAAGAAGGUCCUCUCGGGAGACGAGGACUUUCUCCAAACCCCGCUGGCCACGUUCAUGCCCCGGGAAGCAGACGCCCAGCCCAUCCUGCUCCCCAUGAAGAGGCUCAGCAACGUCUUUGACCACGUGGUGAGCCGCAUCGACAAGAUGGAGAGCCAGCUGGCCAUGCUGCAGGACCUGCCAUCCACUUCCCAGCUGCUGGAGGGCAGCCGGGGCAAGGGCCAGCCCGCCCAGGAUCUGUGGCACCUGAUAAAGCUCCGGAAGAUGGUGGAAAGCAAUGAAGAAGCCAUCGCAAAGUCCAUGAAGAUUCUGCAGGAUUUGCUCACUGACAUUUAUGCACUCAAGGUCUCCACUGAAACUCUCAGAAAGGAUGUGGACAAACUGAAGGACAUACUUGAAAAGAUGCACCCAGAAAGAAUGGAUACUUUCUUGGAGGAUCUGAGAGGACAGACCCAGAAGAUAAGUGUGCUGCAGCGGAAAGUGGUUUCUCUCCAGAGCAAGAUCCUCACCAUCCCCAAAGCUGAGGACAUGGUGCUCUGGAGCAGCCUCCAUGAAGCCAUGUUCAGCCCCGGAACUUUAACACAAGGAACCAGUUCAGUACGGUUUGAUGAUUCAGAGCUGUUGCAGAUUGUGGAUCAGCCCCCAAAGACAGAUCAUCCCCAGACCACGGAGUACCCUGAAGCUGUUCGUCGUGUCCCGGUCUCAGGGGUCACCGAGCGCUCCAGGUUACCGGAGUCUGCCUGGCGUUACGAAAUCCUGGAGGAGCUACAGGAGGAGGAAUCUGCCCAAGCUGUUCUACUCGCCGGGGCCCAGGGGCCGGGGCAGCCUCACGUGCCUGAGCCUGGGUCUGCGCCCGAGCCUGAGCCUGGGCCCGAGCCUGGGUCUGCGCCCGAGCCUGAGCCUGGGCCCGAGCCUGGGUCUGCGCGCGAGCCUGGGCCUGGGCCCACGCGGAGGCCACAGCCUAAGCCCACUCCUGCACCAGGGCCUGUGGUGGGGCCUAGUCUGACACCUGGAUUCCUACUAGCACCUGGGCCUGCCCUCAGACCUGGGGCCGCCCUUGCCCCUGAGGCUGUCUCUGGGCCUGCACCUGCCCCAGGGUUUCAGCCCACACCACCAGCAGGCUGGCGUCUUCCCAGAGGCUGGUCCAGAGCUAGUAGUUGGCCUUCCGGCGUCUCGGGCUCCUUGCAGCUUGGCCCAGACCCAUCAGGCCUCCUGCCUGCACAGUCCCAGGGAUUCAGGGCCCCCCCACCAGCCACGGAGUUUGGCUCCGCUUGGCCCUGUCCACUGUGGUCACAGUCCAGCCAUGCACAGGUACAUCUGCUGCCGGCUGUCUCAGAAAAUCAAGAAGAAUAUUUAUCCCACGACAUGCCAGCUCCUCAGGCCAGGACCCCCAGGGCUGAGGACCCCAAAGCAGCACCCCCCAAGGCUACCCCAUCUGCCCUUCAGCGGUUGAAGACCACCGCCACCAUUGCGGCUGCCGCCGCCGCCUCCUACGCAAAGUCCGCCACGUUGGCAGCCCAGCAAGCUGAGGCCGCCACCAAGGCCAUCAAAAAUGCCCCGGCCACCAAGUUGGCCACCAUAGCAACAUCUGUGGCUGCAUCUGGGCCCCUAGGGGUUUUCGCAGACAUCCUGGGCGCGGGAUCUUCCCGUGGGGCCUUGGCCUCUGUGUCCUUGGCUGAGGACAGCAAGGCAGAAGACUUGCAGGGGUACAGUGAAGACUUCUAUCCCCCAUACUCUGCUGCCAGCAUCUCCCCCGGUAGGGCCUUGUCCCAGGCCAUGCUGGCUGCCCAGAAUGCCGUGACCACCGAGGACAAGAAGGAGGCUGUCAGGUACUCCAUGGGCCACAUAGCCCAGAUGCCCAUUAGACACGACUCCCUGAAAGAAGAUUUUGUACAGCUGUCGUCCAGCCUUCAGCAGCGCUUGACUUAUCUAGCUAAUCUGGGAGCCUCUUCUAAGCUCGGCACGACAGUGGACAUACUGCAGGAAAAGAUUGGGAACCUCCAGAGAUCCAGGAUGAAGGAGGAGGAACUUGAAAGAAUUUGGGGCCACCAAAUAGAGAUAAUAAAGGAUCACCACCUCGUGCUGGACAGGGCAGUGGAAAAGCUCCAGACUCGCCUGGGUGACUUGAAGAUUGUCCAUGCUGAAAUUAAAAACCUCGAAAUGCACAAGGUGGACAAAAGUGUGAUGGAGCAGGAGCUGAAAGAGAAAGCCGACAGGAGCACCCUGGCAGGCAAGGCGAGCCGAGCUGACCUGGAGACGGUGGCGAUGGAGCUGAAUGAGAUGAUUCAGAGCAUGCUCUUCAGGGUCGUGACCCACGAGAAUGACUGGAAGAAGACUGCGGAAAAGCUGAGCAAGGACCUGAGCACCAAGCUGGCCCAUAGUGAUUUGGAUGACCUGAAGAAAGACGUGGAUGAGGUCUGGAAAAUAGUCAGGAAGCUGCUGAUUGAAGGCCUCCGAUUUGACCCUGACAGUGCUGCUGGCUUUAGGAAGAAACUGUUUGAGCGGGUGAAAUGCAUCUCCUGCGACCGGCCCGUGGAGAUGAUGACCGGCCCGCAACUCAUCACCAUCCGCAAAGCCCACCUCCUCUCGCGGCUGCGCCCCGCCAGUGCCAACAGCUAUGAGUACCUGCAGCGGCAACGGAUGAGGGAACACCAGCAGCUACAGCAGCUUCAGGAUCUUGAAGACCAGGACAGGAGUCUGGAUGUGCUGGGACCCCAGCAGGACUGGGGCGACGGCCCCGGCAAUGAUGCUAACCUCAAGUUCAAGUCCUAUGACUUGUCAACAUUCUACCCCUACGGGGACCCUGAGGUGUUGGACUAUGACACAGCCGAGGUGGACAUUCUGGGAGUGGACGGGAUCCUGUACAAGGGCCGAAUGAUCAACCAGGAUGGGGCACGGCCUUCGACGGGCGUGGAGAAGGAGCUGGCAGGUGAGGAGUAUCAGGCCUUCCGGGGAGCCCCCACCCUCAAUGUCCUGGCUUUGCUGGGCAGCAUGAGGAGGUGCAGCUGGCAACAACCCAGUGAGGCAUUGCACCAACGAGCAGGUGAGGGCCGCUUGCUGGAAGGCCUGCACCCCCGCAAGAGUGUGUGCUCAGCCACCUCGGGCUCCCAGCCUCCGAUGCCAGCUCGGCCUCCAUCGCUGCCGCCCCUGCCCCUGCUGCCACCACUGACGCCAUCCCAGGGGGACCCCCAGCAGGUCCCGCGGCCUGCCCGGCACACACGACCUCUGCGCCUCGAGUCCCGAGCCAGCAUGCAGCCUGCCAACCCGGGGACAUGGUUCCUGGCCUGGGAUGCAGCGGCCGUGCCGGGCUGGACCAGGGGGAAGGGAACCAACCGUGCCAGUCAUGCGGGCUGGCCUGGAUCCACGGAAAACGACCCCACCAACACGUGCAGCUCUUAUCCCCCAGAAGAGGAGAAACGGCCCCCGAGAGCAGAGCAGAUCGCUGCCAUCGGGUUCCCAGCACCUCGUGCUGUGCCCCCGACACGCCCUCGGCCAGCCUGGGAGUGGGUCUGA
Puma concolor (puma) is the source of this 3636-nucleotide messenger RNA. The record is from RefSeq and is a predicted model, not a curated record. NCBI's taxonomy places the organism in Eukaryota, Metazoa, Chordata, Mammalia, Carnivora, Felidae.